AUGCGCCGCCGCAUGAGUCCAGACAUGCCGCUGUCAGAUCCGGUGGAGACGAGCCCCGGUCCGGGGCGGCCCACGGCCCACACGGCCCACGCGGCCCACGGCCCAAGCGGGGUGUCAAGUCUACCAUUGGUCCCGAUCGCACAGCUGAGCUUGUCGAUGCCUCGCUGCCGCGUGCGAGCGCGAGUGCUCAGCAAGUCAGGAAUUCGAGCCUUUACGAACUCCAGAGGAAGCAGCCAGCUCUUCUCAAUGGAUCUCAUGGACUCCGAUGGGGCCUGCACCAGGGCCACCUGUUUUGGUGUGGCCGUCGACAAGUUUUAUCCUGCCAUUCAAGUGAAGAAGAUCUAUGAGAUCACUGGCGCGUCAGUGAAGCAAGCGAAUCCCAGGUAUUGCCGAUAUCCCAUGGAGCUGACCUUGGACGAGCGUGGUGCCUUUUUGACGGCCUUGCCGGAGGAGUGUGGCACCGAGCGAAGACCAACGAACCCAUCAACUUCAACACCAAAAGUGGCGUGUGUCCGAACCUUGCUAUUGGUGCUUCAUGUCAUCUUUGGUGUUUGA
This is a messenger RNA of Durusdinium trenchii, 555 nucleotides long. NCBI's taxonomy places the organism in Eukaryota, Dinophyceae, Suessiales, Symbiodiniaceae. The record is from the annotation of a GenBank genome assembly.